CCAGCACCCCUCGGUCGUGCCUGCCGCCUCGCCGCUGCCCUGCGCCGCCGAUCCAAACACGCGCCCCCGUCCGCCAUACUCCGCCAGCUGCAUCUGCCACCACCACCCGCCCAGCAUGCUCUCGCCGACAAAGGUCGCCGGCCUCUCGGCCUACAUCCCCCACCGCGUGCGCCGGAAGUGGAGGGCCACCAAGUCGCGCAUCCACAGCCGCCAGUCGGUGACGUCGUCCAUCGCCUCGCUCGAGACCUCGUGGUCGCCGUCCGACACCAUCAAGGCCCUGCGCACCCACCCAUGGAGCAUAUACGACGCCCAGUAUCUGUUCCUGGCCAUCAUCGCCAUCUUCUCGCUGUCCGUCAGCGAGGCGCCCGGCCCCUUCGCCAAGACGUUCGCCGCGACGGCCCUGCUGUGCGGCGUGCUGAUACCCGCCACGCGCCAGUUCCUGCUGCCAUUGCUCCCUACGUUGACAUGGCUGUUCCUAUUCAAUAGCUGCAAAUAUGUUUCGCCCGAAUACCGCCCUGCCAUCUGGGUCCGCGUCCUCCCUGCCCUCGAGAACAUCCUCUACGGCGCCAACCUCAGCAACAUCAUUUCUGCCCACCAGCACACCGUGCUCGAUGUGCUCGCCUGGUUUCCCUACGGACUUGUCCACUACGUGUCCCCCGUCAUUGUCUGCGGCUGCAUGUUCAUCUGGGGACCUCCUGGCACACUCCCGACCUUCGCCCGCGCAUUCGGCUACAUGAACAUCACCGCCGUCCUCAUCCAGAUGGUGUUCCCCUGUUCGCCACCCUGGUACGAGAACACCUACGGUUUGGCACCGGCCAAUUACUCGAUCCACGGCGAUGCUGCUGGAUUGAAGGCUAUGGAUAGAAUCCUUGGUUUCGACAUGUAUACGUCUGCGUUCCAGGCCUCCCCUGUGGUCUUUGGUGCAUUCCCUUCUCUGCACUCUGGAUGGGCAACUCUGGAGACACUGUUCAUGGGACACGUCUUCCCCAAGCUGUUCCCCGUCUACGUGUUCUACACCAUGUGGCUGUGGUGGUCGACCAUGUACCUGCAGCACCACUACGCCGUUGAUCUGGUUGCUGGCAGUCUUCUCGCCGGUAUCUGCUACUUCUUCGGCCGCGCCAACUUCCUUCCCCGCGUCCAGCCCGACAAGGAGUUCCGCUGGGACUACGAUUACGUCGAGAUUGGCGACCCCAAGGACGGCACUGGCUACAGCAUGCUGGACAUCUACGAGGAGUUCCAGCCUCAUUCCGACUCCGACGACUGGGCCAGUGGUUCUUCCUCGUCCUUCUCGACUGGCGGCCGCAGCCCCAUGGGUGCACACUCACCUACUGAUGACUCCCAGAGUCUUUGGGAUGGCGACACAGUUGCGUCCGACACAGAGUCCUCGAAGCACUGAGCAACUCAGGAGGUCCUCACAUAUCUCACCCGCCCUCCACACAUUCCUACGAUCGCCCACCGCCUCCUCCCAGUGACGGCCUUCACGAUUUAUGCAUAAACAUGGAGUUUUAUUUCUGCUAGCAUUUCAGCGACACCAUCGGUUGAACCACAUAGCGUAGACCUCGGGGGUCAUCACCGCAUCUGCGCAUCAUGGCAGAUUGCAUGUAUCGCACCUUUUGCAUCCGGACAACCCCACAGCAAAUUAUUUUAUUUCGCUGUGGAUGAUCCUUAGCUUUUAAGCUGUUUUAGUACCAUUUUUACCCC
Boeremia exigua is the source of this 1701-nucleotide messenger RNA. RefSeq lists its product as uncharacterized. Gene Ontology annotation, cellular component: inositol phosphoceramide synthase complex. Bases 116 to 1396 code for a protein of 426 amino acids. The transcript is spliced from 3 exons. Lineage: Eukaryota; Fungi; Ascomycota; Dothideomycetes; Pleosporales; Didymellaceae. Gene Ontology annotation, biological process: sphingolipid biosynthetic process; inositol phosphoceramide metabolic process. The record is from RefSeq and is a predicted model, not a curated record. Gene Ontology annotation, molecular function: inositol phosphoceramide synthase activity.